GAGGAUAUACUAAUCAUGGAGGACAUAGGAUUUGAUGCUUAUAGAUUCUCCAUCUCAUGGUCUAGGCUGCUUCCAGGUGGAAACUUAUCAAGUGGAAUAAAUAGGGAAGGCAUCGCAUACUACGACAACCUCAUCAACGAACUUCUAUCAAAAGGCAUUACGCCCUAUGUUACUCUUUUCCAUGCGGAUUACCCCCAAAGCCUAGAAGAUGCAUAUGGUGGCUUUUUGAGCCCAAAAAUUGUGAAGGAUUUCACGGACUAUGCAGAAGUUUGUUUCAAGGCAUUUGGUGACAAAGUAAAGAAUUGGAUCACGUUAAAUGGGCCAUAUAUUUUCUCAAGAGAGGCUUACGCAAAAGGCGUGUAUGCCCCUGGUAGAUGCUCUAAAUGGUUCAACUACACACAAGGUGAUUCUGCAACCGAACCCUACCUUGUUUCCCACUAUCAGCUUCUUGCACACGCUACUGUUGUCAAAGUUUACCGGGAAAACUACCAGAGUACACAAAGGGGACAAAUUGGUAUUAUUCAAGGCAUAGAUUGGGUUAUACCAUUGUCUCAAUCCACAGCAGACAUUGAUGCAGCAUCUAGGGUCAAAGCUUUCACGGUGGAUUGGUUGAUGAAACCACUGAAUUCAGGUUCAUACCCGGUUGAAAUGGUUUCCUACUUGGGAGAAAGGCUGCCAAAGUUUUCUGAAGAGCAAUCAGCAAUGUUGAAGAACUCUUUUGAUUUCAUUGGCAUCAACUAUUACUCUACAGCAUAUGCCGCUGAUGCUGAAUGCCCCAGCCAAAACAGAACAUACCUCACAGAUUACUGUGCUAAGCUUACUUAUGAGCGUGAUGGAGUUCCUAUUGGUCCAAGGGCAGCCUCAGUGUGGAUAUACCUCUAUCCGCGAGGAAUUGAAGAAGUCAUGCUCUAUUUCAAGAACAAGUUCAACAAUCCAGUCAUGUACAUAACAGAGAAUGGUUAUGAUGAGUUUAACGAUGGAAAAGGAUCACUCCAUGACCAAGAGAGAAUAGACUGCCACAUUCAACAUCUUUCUUAUGUUCACAGUGCCAUAUUGAAAGGAGUGGAUGUUAGAGGCUACUUUGUAUGGUCACUUUUGGAUAAUUUCGAGUGGUCAGACGGUUACACUGUUCGAUUUGGACUUGUUUAUGUUAAUUAUACUGAUGGAUUACAGAGAUAUCCAAAAGACUCAGCUAGAUGGUUUAAGAGGUUUCUCCAUCAAGAAUUGAAGUCCCAGUGAAGAUGCAGAUCAAUGGACAUGAAUGUUUAAUGAAUUACUAGUAAGAGGUCCUCCAUUUUGCCAAUUUGGUAUCAGAAUAUACUUUAAAUGAAACUUUAAUACUUCGUGCAUGUUUGAAAACUCAUUCGGAAACACAUGAAGCCAUAAUCAUGGUGAUUGUAGAGGAGAGGAAGAAUAUAAACUCUGACAUAGUAAGGAAUAACCUCUAAAGAGGGAGAGAAACCCACCUAUAGAGAUCCCUUUUAUGGUUCUGUACUUAGGAUCUUGUUGUUUUGA
Messenger RNA from Lotus japonicus, 1515 nucleotides. RefSeq names its product beta-glucosidase 12-like. Gene Ontology annotation, molecular function: beta-glucosidase activity. Gene Ontology annotation, biological process: carbohydrate metabolic process. The record is from RefSeq and is a predicted model, not a curated record. Bases 16 to 1239 code for a protein of 407 amino acids. The transcript is spliced from 10 exons. NCBI's taxonomy places the organism in Eukaryota, Viridiplantae, Streptophyta, Magnoliopsida, Fabales, Fabaceae.